CACAAUCAACGUGUGUCUCUCUGUAUGUGCGAGUGUGUAAUUGUGUGAGUGUCGUGUUAUCAUAUAGUUUGCUAAUUGGCUCGCUCAGAGUGCUCAGCAAGAGAAGACACUCUCAGACACUCCACGACGACGUCGAAUUGACUGAGGAUGCCCAUCAUCAUGGAUAUGAAUAUGUGGUUGAUGCUUAGUCUGGCAUUCACUGUGCUGGCACUCGGUUUGGCCAGCUCAUCGCGCUUCAUUCAAACGCCGCAGAGCCAAGCCAUUGUUGAAUCCGAUGCUGCUGACUUUGGCUGCGAGGCCACAGGACCCUACGGCGACUUGCACUAUGAGUGGCUGCAUAAUGGUCAGCAAAUUGUAUAUGACAGGCGCGUCCUGCAAAUUGGCUCCAAUUUGCAUAUCGAGUCGGUGCAGCGCGAGGAUGCCGGCGAUUAUGUGUGCAUCGCAGCCAGCGCGGCCAGCGGAGCCAGGCAGGCGUCGCCACCAGCCAAAUUGAGCGUGAUAUAUCUGGAUGCGGUCAGCGUGCAGCUGCUGGGCAGCAAUCGGAACGAGCUGCUGCUCAAGUGUCAUGUGGAGAGCUCCUCUGGCGAUGAGCCGCUGGAGAUCGAAUGGUAUCGGGACAGCACCAAGCUGAGCAGCUGGCAGAACGUGGAGCUGCAGCAGCAUCGCCUGCUCGUCCGCCAGCCAAGCAGCGCCGAUGAUGGACUCUAUCGCUGUGUUGCCAACAAUCCGGCGGCUCGUGUGAUGAGCCGACAUGGUUAUGUGUAUCAGCAUUUGGCGAGUCUGACGCCCGUGCCACCCAAGUGUCUGCCCAAGCUGAAGAAGAACCAAAAGAUUCCCAAAUCCUGGGGCAAGCAAGUCUUUUUGUGUCGCGGCAAGCGUGGCGGCAGCAUCGCCGCAGGCAUGGACCAAUCACAGUCGCUGCCGGCAUCGCCCGAAGGGCUGCGUAUUGUACAGGGGCCCAAUGACAAGCUUAUCAUCAAGGAGGGCGAGCCGACAGCCCUUAGCUGCCUCUAUGAGCUACCUGCUGAGUUGCAGAAUCAGCGCAUUCAGCUGCGCUGGCGCAAAGAUGGCAAAAUCCUGCGACAUGUGGAACUUGGCGGCGCUAUAAUACCCGGCCUGACGCUGGACCACGGCAAGGAUGCAUUGGUCCGCGAAGACGGACGACUGGUGCUGCACAAACAGAAUGGCACCCUCAGCUUCAACAGCAUCAUUGCCAGCGAUGCGGGUCAGUAUAUGUGCCAAAUACAGCUGGAGGGACAUGCGGCAGUCAACUCGGCGCCCGGCACACUCGAGGUCAUUGAACAGCUGAAGUUUAUGCCGCAGCCAACAUCGAAGAAUCUGGAAUUGGGCGCUCUGGGCAAGCUGCACUGCAAAGCUCAGGGCACACCCACGCCGCAGGUGCAAUGGUUGCGGGAUGCGGCGAAUGACAGCCUGCCCGAACACGUGGAUGACAUCAAUGGCACUUUAAUCUUUAGGAAUGUGAGCGCCGAGCAUCGCGGCAACUAUACGUGCGUGGCCAGCAAUAGUCAGGGACAGAUUAAUGCCACCGUAUCCAUCAAUGUGGUUGUCGCGCCCAAGUUCAGUGUAGCGCCCGAGGGACCCAUAGAGACCAGCGAGCAAGGCGUGGCCGUCAUACACUGUCAGGCUAUAGGUGAUCCCAAGCCGACAAUACAAUGGGAUAAGGAUUUAAAGUAUCUAAGCGAGAAUAAUACGGAUCGGCAGCGCUUCAGCUUCCUGGAGAAUGGCACGCUCGAGAUACGCAAUGUCCAGGCCGAGGAUGAGGGCAAAUAUGGUUGCACCAUUGGCAACAGUGCCGGCCUCAAGCGUGAGGAGGUUCGACUGAUGGUGCGUAUCAGUGGCGAUGGUUUCAUUACGGAAGAAUCGACUGGGGAUGGUUUCCUGGUGACACGCGCUGUGCUCAUCACGAUGACCGUUGCCCUGGCGUACAUAGUGCUCGUGGUGGGCCUUAUGCUGUGGUGUCGCUAUCGCCGUCAGGCACGCAAGGCGCGCCUCAAUGAGCUCAGCAUCAAGGAGGCGGGCGGUGAUCAAGCGGAGUCCGGCAAGAGCACGGAACAGGAGCCCUGCCUCUCUAAGCAACGCAACGGACAUAACAAGUCUCGCGCAGCCAAUGGCGAUGCCCAGAAAUCCGAUGAUACCGCUUGCAGUCAGCAGUCCAAGGCAUCCAAGAAGUCUGCACAUAUCUAUGAGCAGCUGGCUCUGCCGCGCUCCGGCCUCAGUGAACUCAUACAAAUUGGACGCGGUGAGUUUGGCGAUGUGUUCGUAGGCAAACUGAAGGCCUCCCUGGUGGCAGUUGCGUCUCCCAGCGACAGGGAUGCUGAUACUGAGAAGCAGCACAGCAACAGCGAGAAUGGCAGCGGCGCCAGCGGUGCCAGCGGCAGCGGCAGCACCACCCUAAGCACUUUGAACGAGAAGCGACGCUCCAAAACAUCCAUGGACGAUAUUGAGGAAAUCAAAGAGGAGGAACAGCCACAGGAACAGGAACAGUCCGAGUCGACUGCCGAUCAGCUGGUGCUGGUCAAGGCACUAAACAAGGUCAAGGAUGAGCAGGCUUGUCAGGAGUUCCGCCGUCAGCUGGAUCUGCUGCGUGCCAUCUCGCACAAGGGCGUCGUUCGUCUGUUUGGCCUGUGCCGCGAAAAGGAUCCCCAUUACAUGGUGCUGGAGUACACGGACUGGGGUGAUCUCAAGCAGUUUUUAUUGGCCACAGCUGGCAAGGUUAAUACGGCCACAGCCACAUCCUCGCCGCCCCCACUAACCACCAGCCAGAUGCUUGCUGUGGCUUAUCAAAUCGCUCGCGGCAUGGAUGCAAUUUAUCGCGCUCGCUUCACCCACAGAGACCUGGCCACUCGCAAUUGCGUCAUCUCCAGUGAGUUUAUCGUUAAAGUCGCCUAUCCGGCCCUCUGCAAGGACAAGUACAGUCGCGAAUAUCAUAAGCAUCGGAAUACGCUGCUGCCCGUGCGCUGGCUGGCACCGGAAUGCAUACAGGAAGAUGAGUAUACCACCAAGAGUGACAUUUUCGCCUUUGCUGUGGUCGUCUGGGAGCUGUUCAAUCAGGCGACAAAGCUGCCGCACGAGGAGCUGACCAGCGAGCAGGUGGUGCAGCGUGCACUGGCCAAUACCCUGGAAUGGUCCGUGGCCGAGGGCACGCCCGAUUGCCUCAAGGAGAUUUUGCUCUCCUGCUGGCUGGCCAAUCCCAAAGAACGUCCAUCUUUCAGUCAGCUGGGAGCUGCGCUUAGCAAGGCCAUGCAGAGUGCCGACAAAUAGACGCGCCACACCGAUGACUGACAUAGUGUUGGUAAACGUUAAAAAAGGAAAUUUAUAUAAAACGGAAAAACAGUUUGCUAACUAUGCCAAAUAUAAUUUGUAGUAUUCUCCUAGUGCAUAAAGCGGCUUAAGUUAAGUUUGAUACAGCUCCGAAAUUUCGAGCGUAAGUUCUGCAUUGUACUGAAUUAAUUUCAUGUGCUAGGCGCAUGUACAACAUGCGUACUUAAUCGUAACUUAAGAUUAGUAUAUCUUUUAUUGUACAAACCAUAUAAGCAUUGAUAUCUUCUCAAAAGUAUUUACAUACGUGGUGCUGCAUAGAGCUCUCAAUGCAGCUAAAAUGUAUAUAAAAAAACUGCCACAAAAAUUUGCAUUUGAACCAGUUGAAGCAUUUAUAGCCGUAGACUUGGCAGCUCGAAAGAUGCCAAGAAAUAUUUUAAAGCUACCCUAAUCAAUAUCGGUAUUUGCUAGGCCUAAGUUCAAGUUUUAUGAAUUCAACAAUUUUCAGAAAAUAUUCAUAAAACAUAAUAUAAAGUCAUAUAUAUAUAACAAAUCAACAACAAUUAUUCAUAGAGGUUUUUUUAUUUUGGAAUUUUAC
This is a messenger RNA of Drosophila hydei, 3877 nucleotides long. RefSeq names its product tyrosine-protein kinase-like otk (gene otk). Gene Ontology annotation, cellular component: plasma membrane. The transcript is spliced from 7 exons. The coding region runs from base 148 to 3282 and encodes 1044 amino acids. Gene Ontology annotation, biological process: cell adhesion; axon guidance; protein phosphorylation. The record is from RefSeq and is a predicted model, not a curated record. NCBI's taxonomy places the organism in Eukaryota, Metazoa, Arthropoda, Insecta, Diptera, Drosophilidae. Gene Ontology annotation, molecular function: protein binding; protein tyrosine kinase activity; ATP binding.